AUGGUGGCCCAUGAUGAAGUCGGAGGUCUGCUGCCUAUCAAGAGGACCAUCCGAGUCCUCGACGUGAAUAACCAGUCCUUCAGAGAACAAGAGGAGCCAAGCAAUAAAAGAGUCCGACCUCUAGCACGGGUCACAUCCUUGGCAAACUUAAUCUCUCCUGUAAGAAAUGGCGCAGUCAGGCGUUUUGGUCAGACAAUACAGUCAUUUACCCUCCGUGGUGAGAGCAGAUCCCCUGCCUGUGCCCAGAAGUCAUGUAGUAGAGCCACAGUUCCUACUCCUCCCAAAAGAAGAAAUAGCGUACUAUGGUCAGAGAUGCUAGACGUCAACAUGAAGGAGACCCUAACCACCAAAGAAAUCAAACGUCAGGAGGCAAUAUAUGAACUAUCCCGAGGGGAGCAAGAUUUAAUUGAGGAUCUGAAGCUUGCUAGAAAGGCCUACCAUGAUCCCAUGUUGAAACUGUCUAUUAUGUCAGAGGAAGAACUGACACACAUAUUUGGGGAUUUGGAUGCAUAUAUACCACUGCAUGAAGAUUUGUUGGUGAGAUUAAGAGAAGCAACCAAGCCUGAUGGGACGGUGGAGCAAAUUGGUCACAUUCUCGUGAACUGGUUGUCUGGCCUCAAAGCCUAUAAAGACUACUGCAGCAACCAGCUUGCCGCCAAAGCUCUUCUUGAUCAGAAAAAACAAGACCCAAGAGUCCAGGAUUUCCUCCAGCGGUGUCUUGAAUCUCCCUUCAGCAGAAAACUAGACCUCUGGAGCUUCCUGGAUAUUCCUCGAAGUCGUUUGGUCAAAUAUCCCUUGCUUUUAAAAGAAAUUCUCCGGCACACUCCAAAAGAUCACUCUGACGUCCAGCUUCUGGAAAAUGCUAUAUUGAUCAUCCAAGGCGUGCUCUCUGAUAUCAAUGUGAAGAAAGGAGAGUCAGAGUGCCAGUAUUACAUUGACAAGCUGGAGUAUCUGGAUGAGAAGCAGAGGGAUCCUAGAAUCGAAGCCAGCAAGGUUUUGCUCUGCCAUGGAGAACUGAAGAAUAAGAAUGGACACAAACUCUACAUUUUUCUAUUUCAAGACAUCCUGGUUCUGACUCGGCCAGUGACCCGAAAUGAGCGUCACUCCUAUCAAGUGUACAGGCAGCCCAUCCCCGUCCAGGAGCUGGUGUUGGAGGAUUUGCAGGACGGCGACGUCAGAAUGGGAGGCUCCUUCAGAGGCGCUUUCAGCAACUCCGACAAAGCCAAAAAUAUCUUCCGAGUUCGCUUCCAAGACCCUAUGCCGGGCCAGUCCCACACUCUGCAAGCCAACGAUGUGUUUCACAAGCAGCAGUGGUUUAACUGUAUCCGAACAGCCAUCGCCCCUUUCCAGCAAGCCUGCAGCCCAACAGAGUUAAAGGACUUGCCAGAACUCAGUGAAGAGUAUGAGGAGAACAACCCGGCAGUUCCCAACGUCCAAGCCCACAGACGGUCAACUACCCUUUCGGGCGCUCUCCAGCUCGAAAGAGAUGAAAACGCCCCCGAGUCCAACUCCAUUGUCACUGCAGCUGAAGGCGGCAAGAGCGUAAAAGCACACCGAACACUGUCUGGGCUCCAAAGAACACGAGAGAAGGCCCAGUUAGGAAGCAAAAGGAAAGAGACUUUAGUUUAAAAGGAGCCCAUGUUCUCAGUGGAGGAGAGACUUUUUAUUUAUAAAUGUGUACAUUUCUCUUACUGUACUGUCAGGGUUACUUUAUACUUUAUACCAUACCUAACAUUUUGUAUGUUUUGGGGGUUUUAUGUUAUUUUUUUUUUAAUGGCAGCUACUGUUAUACAGAUAACUUGGUUGAACUGGGGUCUGUUUUCUGAAAAAGGUAAGGCUCAUGUUGGUUUUUUGUUAAAAAGAAGUUAAGGAUUUUUUAAAACGGGUGAAUCAAGUGGCAAGUUUUAAAAGUAGGUUUAUCAUGAAACCUGAGCUAAAGGUGAGGGACGAAUUAACUUUAGUUCUUUGAAACAGCCGACUGUAACUGACAAUAUUGGCAGAAAUUUUCAACUCCGUCAAUAUUGGGAAUCGCCAAUAUUUCCCGGCCUCGGUUAUGAUUGAAUCGUCUUAGAGAAUUCAAACCUAUGCACUUAAAAAUCCGCAGAGCCUGUGUGUGCUGCUUUGUGUUAAAAUUUAAAUUUGAGCAGAAAUUCUUUGGAAAACAGAUCCCAGCAGUCAUUAUAUUUUUCACUUUACCAACUGGAACUCUUUGUCUGUGUUUGUUUUCACUGUACAUUCCUCAUCUUCUCUUUCAUAACCUGCCAGUUAUUUAAUUUUUUUUCAUUGUAUAGUAGAUUUUAGGGUUUUCUUUUUUUAAAACUGUCUUUUCAAGUUGGUAUCCUUUAAGGUAUUGCCUUUGUUCAAAAUAUAUAUAUGUGUAUGUGUGUGUGUAUAUGUAUAUAUAUUUUUAAGUCAUUUUUACAUCACCCAUCAUGAAACCAAGCCAUACUGUUUUUGAGCCAGUGGGAAGGAGCAAAUUUUAUAAUGUAACAUUUUGGGGGUGGUAAACACACGUAAAUGGCUUGCAUGUGCUCUAGACUACUGAGAGGGAACCACAGUUAUAGCAGAGAAAGUUUUAGGGAUGUCUCAGAAGCUUGGAAUGAAGGCAGGUGGACUGAGGGAGGAGCUAGAAAGAGAAAAGAAGGUUGUUUUGUCUUAAAGAGAAAUGCCUGGUUUUACCAGAUAGAGAGCAAGUGUUAGAGAGACAAACAUGAGGAUAUAGAGUAUGUUGUAGAAGGACUGAGGGGGAGGAAACCUUAUAUGCAUUGGUUGCUCUUCAGCCGAAAAACUAACUGAGUUUUAAAAGCGGCAAUCAGAUGCCCUGAAGAAUUAGCAAAGUUUGGUGGUCUUGAUCAUAGGAAGGUUUUAAGGCUUGUGAACCUCUUUCUGCAAAAAAUGUUACCUGGGUCAUGUAUAGGCAAAGGACUAAAGUUUUGUUUUCCUUCUGUGAAAAUGGAAAUGAGAAAUGAGCAAAAAAAGAAACCAAAAUCUUAACUACUGGCCCUUCGGGGCUAAAAUUUCAAUUAAAAUUACAUACUACAUGGAAAAAUUUUGGUUUGUAGGGAUGGAAAUUGGAGGAGACUGUAAAUAGGCCAACCCAAACGAGCGGUUCUCUGUAAAUGAAUUUUACAAUUAAAAAAAAAAAACCCAAAAAAACCCAAAGUCA
Ornithorhynchus anatinus (platypus) is the source of this 3166-nucleotide messenger RNA. It is a transcript of the gene NET1, whose product is annotated as neuroepithelial cell transforming 1. Gene Ontology annotation, molecular function: guanyl-nucleotide exchange factor activity. The record is from RefSeq and is a predicted model, not a curated record. Bases 1 to 1629 code for a protein of 542 amino acids. Gene Ontology annotation, biological process: intracellular signal transduction; positive regulation of Rho protein signal transduction. Lineage: Eukaryota; Metazoa; Chordata; Mammalia; Monotremata; Ornithorhynchidae. The transcript has 10 exons.